CUGCGCUGGAAAAGAGCCACUGCAACAGACAGAAGCGCGCAAGCAAAAGAGGGACUGAGGGAGAGAGGAUGAUUUGGAAGCGAGGCCAGUAGAAGAGGGGGAAGAGGACAGAGCGCUCGUGCCGCGUCGCUCCAAAAGAGGGGAAAAGGAGAGCUCGCAAAUCGCCCACGGGAUUCGGCCGACCGAUCGAGCUCGCACUCAAAGCAAUGCCUGCGAUGCACCCACCUCGAUGCCUCUCUCUCUUCUUCCUCUAGUCACUGCUGCCCGACGGCGCCCGGGCCUCCCCUGCUCUGGAGAAAAAGGAACGAACGGUGGGAGAGAGGCGGCGAGAUGGAAAAGACGUGGUUUUUCCAGGUCUAGUUGCCGCGGCGGUGGAUCUGGAACUUAGAUCUGUGAACUUACUUGAAGCUGUAACGUUGGAAGCUCGUUUGGUUUCCCGCGUUUCUCAUAUUGGAAUCUUCGACGGGAGAUAUCUGACAAAAAGGAGAAAUUUUGGAGUGGUUUCAUUGCAGACGGGUGGCAUCCUAAGUCGUCGCCAUGUGCUGUUGCGUCUGUUAAACUUCAUUUCCUUUCCUUUGUUGCGCGGAACAACCUACAUUUAGGUUUUCUCCGUCCUAACCAGCUCCAAAAUGGCGAGUUGGGAGCAGUUGGGAGAGCUGUCGAACGUGGCCCAGCUGACGGGUCUCGACGCCGUCCGUUUGAUCGGGUUGAUUGGGCAGGCGGCGGCUACUGCACGGAUGCACAAGAAAAAUUGCCGGCAGUUCGCGCAGCAUCUGAAGCUGAUUGGUAAUCUCUUGGAUCAGCUGAAGAUUUCGGAGCUGAGGAAGUACCCUGAAACCCGGGAGCCUCUCGAGCAGCUGGAAGAUGCUCUUAGGAGGUCUUACAUUCUCGUGGAUAGUUGCCAAAACAGGAGUUAUUUGUACCUUUUGGCAAUGGGAUGGAACAUGGUCUACCAGUUUAGAAGAGCUCAGAAUGAGAUUGAUCGAUAUCUUCGACUCGUUCCACUCAUCACCCUCGUAGAUAAUGCUCGAGUCAGAGAAAGGCUUGAUUCCAUUGAGAGGGAUGAGCGAGAAUAUACCUUGGAUGAAGAAGAUAGAAAAGUGCAAGAUGUCAUUUUGGAUCGUGAACGAUCAACAAAUCCUUCCACAGUUCUCAAGAAAUCUCUCUCUUGUUCUUAUCCAAAUGUGCCAUUUGAUGAAGCCCUUAAGAAAGAAAGGGAAAAGCUGCAAAUGGAGCUUGAGAGAUCGUGUGAUAUAGGUCAAAGUGAAAUGAUCCAACAUUUGAUAGGGGUAACACAAAAUGUGGAAACAGCAUUAGAAGAAAAAAGUGCACAUCUUAAAAGUCCAAAGAAAGUUGAGCUAAAAUAUUCAGAUCCCAAUGAUUACAAAGAGAAGUCCUUUGAUGGGACAACUAGAAGGGCUUCACCAGAUACAUAUGGUCACGAUACACCGUCAUACAAAGGAUUUCAUGGACAUGAAGAAUGGCAUGCGGAUUUACUGGGAUGCUGUUCAGAGCCUUCAUUAUGUUUGCGAACUUUAUUCUAUCCCUGCGGAACAUUUUCACAGAUUGCUAGUGUGGCAAAAGAUAGACCAAUUUCUUCUGCUGAAGCAUGUAAUGAUUUGAUGGCUUAUACAUUAGUAUUAUCAUGCUGUUGUUACACUUGCUGUGUACGAAGGAAGCUACGAAAAAUGUUCAAUAUUACGGGAGGGCUUUGUGAUGAUUUCUUGUCUCAUCUACUUUGCUGUUGCUGCGCCCUAGUUCAAGAAUGGCGAGAAGUUGAGAUUCGUGGAGCUCAAGGAUCCUGGAAAACAAAAACAAGUCCACCAGCUUCUCAGUACAUGGAAUCCUAGGUAUCAAGUUUCCGCUGAUAUAUGUCUAUCCUAUGAACACUGCUACAUCACUAGGUUUUUUUUUCCUUCGAAUACGAGUCUUCUUAACUUGACCGUUCCAGUUUACGAACUCUAAUAGGUUGGCAGGAUUGAGUAACCGUGUUGUGCAGGUAUUUAACAAUGCUACAGUUGUAAAUGUUGGAUCCAUGAAUUUAUGUUUGCCAUGGUUUGUUAUCCUACAA
This is a messenger RNA of Zingiber officinale, 2071 nucleotides long. RefSeq names its product cell number regulator 13-like. Gene Ontology annotation, biological process: cell surface receptor signaling pathway. The transcript has 9 exons. Lineage: Eukaryota; Viridiplantae; Streptophyta; Magnoliopsida; Zingiberales; Zingiberaceae. The record is from RefSeq and is a predicted model, not a curated record. Bases 630 to 1850 code for a protein of 406 amino acids.